CCCACUCAAGACAGUCUCUCUCCAGCUCUUGGCUCUCUCAUCUUUUGCUUAUUCUCGUUUCAUACUCAAACAUCAUCAUGUCCUCCACAUCUCUUCCUCCAUCGCCUGAGCAAUGCCUCGUUGUACGUCUGUGUCACACGCUCUGUUUGCAUGAAUGCUCAUCCAUGCCCGCGUCUAAGCAGAGCACAAAAAUUUCAUUACCUCUCUUCACACUCUUGAAGAAAAGAAAAAAAGCUUCCUCAAAAUUUGAUUGAUGUUUGUGUAUUUGGAAACACAGGCGGGAUUCGUGAGACUUGUCUGGAUUACUUGGCUGUUUUGUCCACUUUACCCAUGCCUGGUGACAAAACCCAAUGCAGGAGCAUGAAAGUUCAAGGAAAUGGAGGAGCAGCGAACGCUUUAACUUGUUUGGCUCGUCUGGGUGUGAGAGCAAGGCUUAUGUCCAAGAUUGCUGAUGACGUCCCCGGUAAGUGCAUAUUGGGGGAGCUAAAGGCUGAUGGUGUAGAUACCUCUUUUCUUGUGGUUGCCAAGGAUGGACAAACGCCGUUUUCCUAUGUUAUGGUCGACGAAUCAACGAGAACACGUACUUGCAUCUUCACACCAGGAUUCCCCGUCAUGGAACCGGCUGACAUUUCCCAGAUGGUUUUAAAAUCUGCACUCGAAGGAGCGAGGUUUGUCUACUUUGAUGCAAGACACAGAUACUGCAAUAGUUGUUGCCGAAGAGGUAUAGUCAUCUUAUUUUCUUCUAUUUUUGUUGGUGCUUACUGUAUAAGAUACAGCAGAUUAGGAAUUUUCUCUCACAUGAAAUGUUUGGGAAAUACUCUCUAAUACUCAUAUUCUAAG
Molecule: messenger RNA, 840 nt
Organism: Syzygium oleosum
Lineage: Eukaryota; Viridiplantae; Streptophyta; Magnoliopsida; Myrtales; Myrtaceae
Exons: 6
Coding region: 331-825 (164 amino acids)
Source: RefSeq, a predicted model, not a curated record